AUGAGCUAUUUAAGUAUGUGACUGGAACAAGCAACACAGUGCGACUGCAGAUCGACAACAAAGACAGAAAUGGGGACUCACCACUACUCAUUCUAUUGAAGUCUGGGAAGACUAACACACCAAGUGGAGAAGCUUUGUAUAACCUAUUGAUGAAAUAUGGGGCGUCUGUAAACAUUCGAGAUGCGAGUGGAAAACAACCGAUCGAUUAUGUGGAGCCUGGGACACGAAUUUAUGAUGACCUGAGGAAUGGAGCCAAUAGUUAUAAAAGAGAACAAAUGCUAAGAACUAGAAUGGAUUACAUGACGAAGAAAGCUGACACGGACGAACAGCAGCGACAUUAUGAAUCCAGUCUCAAGUGGUUCGAAAAUGCUAUAGCUUUAGCGGAGGAUAUCACUGAUGUAAGCCAAGAGGUUGAUAUUCUACACCGUCGAUGUGCUGGAAUCAACUUCCUCCUUGGAAAAUAUGACGAUGCCAUUAGAUCGGCAGAAGCUUCUAUUGCCCUGAAUGCUUCUCAGUACAAGGGCUACAUUGAAAAAGGACUUGCACAGAAUAAGUUGCACAUGUCAGAUGCAACAAAAACAUUCAGCCAUGCAGUCCUCAUGAUAACAACAUGCAUGAAACAAUCAUUUGGAGAAACACGUGAAGACCUAACGCGUAAAAUGAAGUUUGUAGACGAUUUGCGAUGCUACAUGUCAAGAGUCAUCGAGGAACUUGUCCGUUCAUCUUCUUGGAACAUUGUUAAGAUAAUUGUCAUGGGCGAAGGAUAUGUUCAAGUCAAGAGCCGUCCUCAUAAAAACGUAAAGGAGUUUAUACAAACAAUUUCAACGAAUGUUCACUUUACCGAAUUCAGUGCAGUUUCUAUUGACCUGGCGCCGAUUGUCAUGGCCCCAAGAUCAGAUCCAAAAUCAGCCUGGUUGGAUGAGCUGGCUUUGUUGUUAAUAGUGAAAGGUGCUUCGUUGGAAUCAAUGGCACCAUCAUCCAAUGACACCACUUUGCAUGCGGCUGUUAGGCUUUGUGUUAAAUCAGGUAGUUCAUGGGUUCUAAAGUAUCUCCUGGAGAAUCAUGAGGACAUGACGGAAAUACGUGGCAUCCAAGACAGAUCCGGUCGAACCCUAUACCACACGAUCUGCGAGACAUGUGGCGCAAAAGACGCCGAAACUGGGCUUGAGCUCACAAAUCUACUUUUGCACUACAAAUUUGAUCAUGCUUUGGAAGACAAACGAAACCGGACGCCUACUGACAUCAGAACAACUCCUAAACCUAUUUACGAUCUGCUCAAACAGAAAUUGACAGAUCCCAAAUGUAUGGAGGAAUGUGCUCGCCGACAGCUCCAAAUGUUUAAUUACCAAGCAGCUAUUUGGACAUUCACCCAAACUAUUGAUCUCGUUGAGGCUAAAUCAUCAGCUGGCUAA
Haliotis rufescens (red abalone) is the source of this 1412-nucleotide messenger RNA. RefSeq lists its product as uncharacterized. NCBI's taxonomy places the organism in Eukaryota, Metazoa, Mollusca, Gastropoda, Lepetellida, Haliotidae. Gene Ontology annotation, molecular function: protein binding. The transcript has 7 exons. The coding region runs from base 150 to 1412 and encodes 420 amino acids. The record is from RefSeq and is a predicted model, not a curated record.